CUCNAGCUCGUCGUUGGUGCUCUCAAUGGCGUAUUAAUACAAUUUUCAGAUGGUUAUACAACGGCUGAUAUUGACUAUUUCUGGGGAAAGUAUAGGAAUGAUCAAAAUUCUGCGGUCGGUUUCAAUAAUAUUUCGUUGCCACAGUUUCGUGCAGUCGGUUAUCGUGUCAAUGUCACGCGCGCAACAACCUCAUCUGGUGUAUAUGUAAGAUUGUACUUCGAAGUGCUACUCGGUCGUAAUCUCGGUUUCUACCUCAUGAACAUAAUCAUUCCUUCAAUGCUAAUCGUCACUAUUUCAUGGGUAUCAUUUUGGUUGAAUCGUGAGGCAUCUCCGGCUCGUGUAGGGCUCGGAGUGACCACUGUGCUCACAAUGACCACUCUCAUCACUACCACUAAUAACUCAAUGCCAAAGGUCAGCUACAUCAAAGGACUUGAUGUUUUCCUGAACUUUUGUUUCGUGAUGGUGUUCGCAAGUUUGGUCGAAUAUGCAGUUGUGAGUUAUAUGAACAAGAAAUUGGCGCAGCGGAGGGAACGACGGCGGAAACAAGCUGAACAACAAGCACCAGUUGAAGUGCCUAUGUUUCACAGUCAAAUAUCACCGAAACUAAACGCGCCCUAUCAAGCGCAAAUAAUGAACCUGAGUAGUUCAUCACCAUUGAAAGCUUACACUGACGGUAUGAUGGAAAUACCGCCGGAAUGUGACUGUCGAACAAUACCGCUCAUACAAAAUCCCCGACUGAUCGCUGAGAAUUCCAUGUGGCCUGCGCCAUUCGGAAAACCGAAACGGCCAACUCGAACGUGUCGAAGCGUGACUCCUUCGAAAAUUGACAAAUGCUCUCGAUACGUCUUUCCGUUGCUCUUCUUAGGAUUCAACGGUAUUUCCUCAUCAUAUAGUUUGAAUAUUCAAUCAGUUUCACAUCCUUGA
Anisakis simplex (herring worm) is the source of this 924-nucleotide messenger RNA. NCBI's taxonomy places the organism in Eukaryota, Metazoa, Nematoda, Chromadorea, Rhabditida, Anisakidae. The record is from the annotation of a GenBank genome assembly.